Molecule: messenger RNA, 2097 nt
Organism: Lampris incognitus (smalleye Pacific opah)
Lineage: Eukaryota; Metazoa; Chordata; Actinopteri; Lampriformes; Lampridae
Product: immunoglobulin superfamily DCC subclass member 3
Exons: 13
Coding region: 1-2097 (698 amino acids)
Biological process (GO): axon guidance; cell-cell adhesion
Cellular component (GO): plasma membrane; axon
Molecular function (GO): protein binding
Source: RefSeq, a predicted model, not a curated record
AUGGGCGGAGCCUCUGAGCUGGCCUUCCUGAAAGAACCAAAUGACGUCAUCGCUGUGAGGGACCACCCCUUGAUGCUUGACUGUCAGGUGGAGGGGGAGGGCCCUAUCUCGGUUACCUGGAGACGGAACGGUGUACCCAUGAUGAUAGGCACCAGGGCGACUGUGCUGGCUAACGGGACUCUGCUAAUCAAGAACUUCUCAAAGAGGCGAGAAAGCAACGAGACCGACGCCGGCGAGUAUGACUGCGCAGCACAGAACCGUUACGGCAUGAUCAUCAGCCGCAAGGCCCGGGUGCUGCUGGCAUCGCUCCCUAAAUUCCACACCCACCCACAGUCAAUGAUGGUUGAUGAAGGGGGUGUGGCCAGACUCACCUGUCAGGUGAACGGAAUCCCAGAGGCCAACAUCACCUGGGAGAGGAACCGCACCAGUCUGAACCCUGAAGACUCCAGGUACACUCUGCUGCCCAGUGGAAUUCUGCAGAUCACGGGGGUGAGACGGGGCGACAGUGGUUUCUAUCGAUGUGUUGCCGUAAAUAUUGCAAACACUCGCUACAGCCAGGAGGCCCAUCUCACCGUCACUGUUGCAGGAUCUAGGAUCUAUAAGGAACCAGUGAUACUGUCUGGUCCCCAAAACCUCACCAUCACCGUCCACCAGACCGCCAUCUUGGAAUGCAUCGCCACAGGGAACCCCCGGCCCAUCGUGUCCUGGAGUCGUCUUGAUGGGCGUUCUAUCGGUGUGGAGGGGAUUCAGGUUCUUGGGACGGGCAAUCUGAUGAUUUCAGAUGCUAGCCUGCAGCACUCGGGCAUCUAUGUCUGUUCGGCUAACCGGCCCGGUACCAGGAUGAGGCGCACAGCGCUCGGCAGGCUGGUGGUACAAGCACCUCCUGAGUUUCUCCAAUGGCCACAGUCUGUCUCCCGGCCAGCAGGAGGCAGUGCCGUGUUCACCUGCUCUGCCCAGGGCGUUCCUGAACCUCACCUUAUCUGGCUGAAGAACGGGAAGAUCCUGACACCCGGAGACAAUGUGAAGCUCACCAACAACAACACGACACUGGCGAUAACACGCAUCACCCUUCAGGACGAGGCAAUCUACCAGUGCAUUGCUGAGAACAGCGCCGGUACCAACCAGGCCAGUGCCCGCCUCGCCAUCAGCCAGACCACGGAGCUACCGGAGGCCCCUGGGACCCUGAGGGCCACAGCCAUGUCCUCCACCAGCCUCCAGCUCACCUGGGAACAGCCUCCACCAGAAGUCACAGAGCAGAUCAUAGGAUACGUGCUCCACAUCCGCCUGCUAGGAGAACCAGACAGUAAAGAGCUCCAGGAAGCAGUGAGUAAGACCACCUUCCAACAUGAACUGUCCAACCUUGAGCCGGCCACCACCUACUCCAUCUUCCUCAAGGCCUACUCUCCUCUGGGAGCCAGCCAGCAGUCCAACACUGUCACUGCCACGACACUAGGGGGUGUUCCAGCCUCCCCCAGUUUCUUUACUAAGGUAUUAAACCAGACAGCCAUGCAGGUCUUCUGGGAGCUUCCCAAUAAGCCUGGCCGGUUGGAGGGUUUCAGGUUGUCCUACCACCGGGUUCCUCACACUGAAUUCCAGGGACAGGAAAACUUCCCCAGUCACAUCAACACUCACACCAUCUCUCACCUCGAACCUUCUGCUGUCUAUGAGAUCCAGCUGGUGGCAUACAAUGGGAAUGGUGACAGUCCCGCCAGCCAGCGGCUGGUCUCCCUGGCCGAGAGGGGGAACAGCGGCGUGGGUCAGAGUGUGUGUGACUGUGAGCACGGCAGACAGGGCUCCAUGACCAGCAUUGUAAUCGGCAUUCACAUCGGCCUAGCCUGCAUUGUCUUCUGCCUCCUCUUCCUCAUGUUUGGCUACCGACGCAGCUUCUUCUGUAGGAAAGGAACUCAGGACAGUUGGGCUCCUCAGGGAGUCAAUGGGGCUCCGAUGGGCCACAGAGGAGGAGCCCCAAAAGAGGGAGUCAUCCUUAUGCCUGAGGCCAUUGAGCUCAUGUCUCAGAGACGAGAGUCCUCCUCCGCUCAAUGUCAGGUCCGGGUGGAACAGCUCCCACCCUGCCAGCCUGGCAACAGCACUGGCUAA